AUGAAGAUCUCUCCGCUAGUCGUUCUAUCGGCCUCUUUGGCCAUUGCUGCCGCAGAUGAGACUAUCACCAUCUCAGGGUUCAGUUACCGAGGACAGGAUCCAGCAGGCGACAAGAUAUCUUUCAUUCUAUCGGCCGAUGACAUCUCUUGCACCGCCUCGGCUUAUGAUGUACCAGGCUACGGAUAUGCCUGCAGCGAACCCGACUUCACUUUCGACAUCCUGGAUAAGAACGGCACUGAACUUUCGGCCGACUUUAGCAUUAGAAUGAACGGUCCACUUCCUACUAUUCUUGAUCAAGUUGGCACAUCAACAGCUACGCUCACGCCUUCAAACUAA
Messenger RNA from Neoarthrinium moseri, 336 nucleotides. RefSeq lists its product as uncharacterized. Bases 1 to 336 code for a protein of 111 amino acids. The transcript is spliced from 2 exons. The record is from RefSeq and is a predicted model, not a curated record. NCBI's taxonomy places the organism in Eukaryota, Fungi, Ascomycota, Sordariomycetes, Amphisphaeriales, Apiosporaceae.